UCAUCAAACUUUGGUGUGUGUUGGCCAGUUCCGAAAUCUCCUUGAAGGGGCACUGCAUUGAGGAAGAUCAAAGCAGCAGUCUUUGCCAAUUAAGGAAUGGACCGUUUGGGUUCCUUUAGCAGUGAUCCCUCUGAUAAGCCACCUUGCCGAGGCUGCUCCUCCUACCUCAUGGAGCCUUAUAUCAAGUGUGCAGAAUGUGGGCCACCUCCUUUUUUCCUCUGCUUACAGUGUUUCACUCGAGGAUUUGAGUACAAGAAGCAUCAAAGUGAUCAUACUUACGAAAUAAUGACCUCAGAUUUUCCUGUUCUUGACCCCAGCUGGACUGCUCAAGAAGAAAUGGCCCUUUUAGAAGCUGUGAUGGACUGUGGCUUUGGAAAUUGGCAGGAUGUAGCCAAUCAGAUGUGUACCAAGACCAAGGAGGAGUGUGAAAAGCACUAUAUGAAGCAUUUCAUCAACAACCCUCUGUUUGCAUCUACCCUGCUGAACCUGAAGCAAGCAGAGGAGGCAAAAACUGCUGACACUGCCAUUCCAUUUCUCUCGGCAGAAGACCCUCCCCGACCUACCUUUGACUCUUUGCUUUCUCGGGACAUGGCAGGAUACAUGCCAGCUCGAGCAGAUUUCAUUGAGGAGUUUGACAAUUAUGCAGAGUGGGACUUGAGAGACAUCGAUUUUGUUGAAGAUGACUCGGACAUUUUACAUGUUAAUGAUUGGUCUCCUAGACCACUGACUCUGAAGAUGGCUGUAGUAGAUAUCUACCAUUCCAGGUUAAAGGAGAGACAAAGGCGGAAAAAAAUUAUAAGAGAUCAUGGAUUAAUCAACCUUAGGAAGUUUCAGUUAAUGGAACGGCGGUAUCCCAAGGAGGUCCAAGACCUUUAUGAAACAAUGAGGCGAUUUGCAAGGAUUGUGGGGCCAGUGGAGCAUGACAAGUUCAUUGAAAGCCAUGCACUGGAAUUUGAACUCCGAAGGGAAAUCAAGCGGCUCCAGGAAUACAGGACAGCAGGCAUCACCAAUUUUUGUAGUGCCAGAACCUAUGAUCACCUUAAGAAGACGCGAGAGGAGGAGCGCCUUAAACGCACCAUGCUCUCCGAAGUCCUCCAGUACAUCCAGGACAGCAGCGCUUGCCAGCAGUGGCUCCGCCGGCAGGCCGACAUUGAUUCCGGCCUGAGUCCUUCUGUUUCAAUGGCUUCGAAUUCAGGGAGACGAAGUGCACCACCCUUGAACCUCACGGGCCUCCCUGGCACAGAGAAGCUGAACGAAAAAGAAAAGGAGCUCUGUCAGAUGGUGAGGUUGGUCCCUGGAGCCUAUUUAGAAUACAAAUCUGCUCUAUUGAACGAAUGUAACAAGCAAGGAGGCUUGAGACUGGCACAGGCAAGAGCGCUCAUCAAGAUAGACGUGAACAAAACCCGGAAAAUCUAUGAUUUCCUUAUUCGGGAAGGAUACAUCACUAAAGCCUGAGGCCUUCAGGGCUUGAGAUCUGAAAUCACAGGUUUGGAAUGUGUUGGACCAAAGGACAGUAUGGAUAUUCUUGAGCUGAAUUCUCAUUGUAAAACAAGGGGAAAGAACAAAGGAAACCUUAAACUGUCAGAAUGUCUACUUUAUUCUCUGCCCUGCUUUAAAACACUCUUGCUGUUGGUAUUGUGCGGCAGAGUUAUAUGCUAGAUAUGCUAUUAUUAAACGUGAGUGGGCAUUCAUUCCUAGCACCUCUUGUAACUAAAACAAGAACCAUAGUACCUCACGUCAUGGUGUCGGUAGAAAUAGAACUAAACCAGUCUUCAGUCCCAUGGGUCCAGCUCAGACUCUUGUAUUUGAAUGGUUGGUUUUCUCAUUAUCUGUUUUGCCUUCAAACAAUACAGACAGAUUUACAGUAAGAGAAAGGUUAUGGACCAUGAGAAAGCUUUCUCUUUCCUUCUGAGGAUUCUUUGUUUAUGAGCAAAAGGGAGGGAAAUCUCAUCAUGGUCUUGUCCCAAACUGCAUCUUUAAUUUGAAUGUCUGGUUUUGUACUUUGCAGUCUGUCUAACCUGCAGUAGACUUUUGAGGAGGUGGCAUCAGAUAUAAAAUGUCUCGAUUAUUUUUAGAAUUAAUAGAUUAAAAUGUUUUGCUGCUCAAUUUGUGGUGUCAAAUAUUCUGGUAGCUAAAGCACACUUAGGGUGCUGGAUGCCUGCCUCAUCAUACUGCACUGUCUCUCCUAACAUGUGUGUCCUGGACUCACCCUGUUCGUACCCUGGGUUUCCCAGGAUACCAGGCCCCUGAGGAUGGAGAUGAUGCAACUAUCCUCCACUGUGACCUGAACCUUAAUUUCUUAAUGGGGAAUGGCUAGCCUGCAAUAAAAGCUACUUUUAAAACAAAAGUAAAGCAGAGUCAUAUAUGGAACUCAGUAGAUAUGAGGGUGAGUAACUCCACCACAUCUGAAACUUGGUCCUCAAAACUUUCUGUAGAAUCAGAUGCCAAACUCAGAGUCAUGGUUAUCCCAUUUCUAAUAGAAGGAAGGUUGUAUAUAGAAAUAACUUUAGAAUCUGCACAAAUUACCUCUAGUCGCUGAUUCUUUCAACAUUCAAAAUAUCUAAUUAAAAUAUUAUAUGCUUUGUUGGAAGUGUCUGCUCAGACUUUUUGAUGUAAAUAUGCAUGUAGCUUGCUAAUAGACUUCAUCUAGGGGGUUACAAGUGACAAGGAAACUCUGAGGAUCUGAAGGAAUUAAAAUAAUUAAAGACUUCAAUAUGUAAAAAGGG
Myotis brandtii (Brandt's bat) is the source of this 2726-nucleotide messenger RNA. RefSeq names its product transcriptional adaptor 2A (gene TADA2A). Gene Ontology annotation, cellular component: nucleus; SAGA-type complex. Gene Ontology annotation, molecular function: zinc ion binding; transcription coactivator activity; chromatin binding. The coding region runs from base 97 to 1455 and encodes 452 amino acids. The record is from RefSeq and is a predicted model, not a curated record. NCBI's taxonomy places the organism in Eukaryota, Metazoa, Chordata, Mammalia, Chiroptera, Vespertilionidae. Gene Ontology annotation, biological process: regulation of transcription by RNA polymerase II; chromatin remodeling. The transcript has 16 exons.